GCGCGGGCGGAAGUGUGGCGAGGAGGCGGAAGUUGGCCGGCGGCAGCGGGGUGGGCGCCAUCAUGUCGGCCUCGCUGUUGCGGCGGGGCCUGGAGUUGCUGGAGGCGCCGGCAGGACUCCAGCGGGGGCGGGACGGCCCCGGGGCGGCGGGCGCUGCCAGGCGGAGGAAGAGGGCGGCGCGGACCGGCGGGAACAAGGCCACGGUGAAGGGCAGAGUCGUGAAGUCGGCGAUAGAGGAGUAUCAUAAGAAGAAGGCUGUGAAUCACUUGAGAGCGAACCUGCAGUACAUGUUGAAGGGGCGAUUUGUUGCAAACAAAGCCGUUACGGAACAAGUUCUUGCUCAGAACAGAGGCAGGAAGUCCAAAGAUCAGCCUCCAAAGAAGGUGGCAAAGAAGAAGCCUGAGGGCACCGUCUUUACUGAGGAAGAUUUCCGUAAAUUUGAGAGAGAAUACUUUGGGAGGCCAUAAACAAUGUGACAGGGAUUCUUGCAGCUCCAUUCUUUCUGCAGCUAAGCGCUCGGCAUGCGGGACUGGCCAUUUCCUCAGCGUGUUUGAGAUGGGAUAUCGGAGAUGUGCUUCUGUCAGCAAGUGCUUUAAUGUCACACUUGCGGAGCAGCUCUGCAUCUGUGCAGAACUUGUUACUGGCCAGCUAGAGCCACAGAGGUUCUCUUGGUUCUGAGAUGUGUUGUCCUUAUAAUUACCUCCCUCCAGCCAACAUGUCUUGCAUUCUUAGUGUAGAAGGGUGGAUCAAGCCAAAUAGAAUACUUGUUCCCCUUCCUCAGGAUGUGAGGCUCCUGCUACCUGCGUUAUUUGGCAGGGAGCAUUUAAAGUACUGUGUCUGAAUGGAGAAAUGUUUUGGAGCAGCAGUCAUAAGUCAUCAGAAGGGAAGGAUGCAUUGAAAGACUUAAACCUGAGCAGCCCUGCAGUUUCUGUUCUCAUUACAGCCUCUGUCAGGUUUUUCAGUCAUUGCAAAAACUUUUUACAUGUCGUUUGAUUAAAUAAUUGUUGCAGA
Aquila chrysaetos chrysaetos is the source of this 1011-nucleotide messenger RNA. It is a transcript of the gene RPS19BP1, whose product is annotated as ribosomal protein S19 binding protein 1. NCBI's taxonomy places the organism in Eukaryota, Metazoa, Chordata, Aves, Accipitriformes, Accipitridae. Bases 63 to 467 code for a protein of 134 amino acids. Gene Ontology annotation, cellular component: nucleolus. Gene Ontology annotation, molecular function: enzyme binding. The transcript has 4 exons. The record is from RefSeq and is a predicted model, not a curated record.